GCACCCGCCCGUCAUAACAAUGGAAAAGGUGAAUAAUCAAGAAAUUGGUCAAUCGCGCAGAGACACAGAUCCAUUGCCACAAAGUUCUUCGUCGACCCACCAGCAGGCUUGUCCCAUCGAGUCCAAGAAGUCGAUUAAUAUUUUGCUGGAAGAACGGGGAAAAAACGAGUUGCCGCGCAAAACCCAGUCGGACAGCAGCUUCCAGCACAGUCAGACCUCCUUGUUGAAUCCGGCGAAACGCUUGCGGCGCACCAGCUCCGAACAAUUAGCGAGAAGUCGAGUGGAUCGAGUAAAUCCUCCAGAACCUGAUCUAUCGCUGCCGGCAAGAUGCAACAGCAGUGCCUGCACGAUUGGAAGCGCAGAACUGACAGUAACUGACUCGCAAUCCUCGGGAUAUACCACGGAAAGCAGCUACCAGACGGCCACGGCCGGCAGCAACUACAGCCUGAGCAGCACGUCCUACAUCAGCCAGCAGCGGCCCUAUCCGGGCAACUAUCUACACGAAAUCCAUGUGGCCGUGGAGGCCAACACAACGGAUGCACACGUCCAGGCCAUACGCGACGACCUGCGCAACCUGCUUUGCAACGAGGUGGCACUCAUUCACGAGGCAUCCGGCGGGAACAGGCAAGCCAUAUAUCUAAUUGCCUAUCAGUACAUGUAGAGAGUGCGAUUGUUUUUCAAAUACAAUUUCUAAAUUUCUAGUCUCGCUUAA
This is a messenger RNA of Drosophila novamexicana, 712 nucleotides long. RefSeq lists its product as uncharacterized. The record is from RefSeq and is a predicted model, not a curated record. Bases 20 to 661 code for a protein of 213 amino acids. The transcript has a single exon. NCBI's taxonomy places the organism in Eukaryota, Metazoa, Arthropoda, Insecta, Diptera, Drosophilidae.